This is a messenger RNA of Effrenium voratum, 204 nucleotides long. NCBI's taxonomy places the organism in Eukaryota, Dinophyceae, Suessiales, Symbiodiniaceae. The record is from the annotation of a GenBank genome assembly.
AUGGGCUUCCACGCCCCAGCGCACCCGGCGCGGCCCUGGAGCCGGCGCCCGCUCUGCGCGGGGCAAUCAGCGCAAGGCCCGGCGGCGGCGCUGGGCUGGGCGGACGCCGAAGGUCCCACUCCUCUGAUGCGGCUCGAGGGCAUGCCCAGCGAGGAGUUCUUUCUGACGCGGGCGCAGCUUUACAGGCGGUGCGCGGUGGUGUGA